AUGCGUUUCCUCUCUAUUGCCCUCGUGGGCCUCGCCUCCAUUUCCGUGACCGCUGCCAGUGAUUUUGAGACUUGGGAUGAUAUUGUCGGGGACGUUCCCCAGUGUAUCAAGACCUGCCUCGACGACUUCUAUAACGAUUCCGGACUUGAAGACAAAUGUGGAAGCAGCGAUGACGCCUCCAUGGACUGUCUCUGCAGCGUCACAUCAUUCUCCUCGGUCCAGUCUUCGGUAGACGACCUGAGCACCUGCAUCCAGGAUGGGUGUGAUUCUGGCGAUCUGAGUGAAAUCUCCUCUAAGCUUUCCAACUUCCAAGAGAGAUUUUCAGAUGCUGGAGAUCAAUGUAUGAGCGAGGAUUCAACCUCAGAUGACGACAGUGAUUCGGAAUCGGACACAGACUCGGACGACAACAAAAAUGCUGCCAACACUUUGAUUCCCGGAUUCAACGCUCUGCUUGCCUCGAGUGCCGUGCUGCUCUUUGGUGUUGCUCUGUACUAA
Penicillium waksmanii is the source of this 495-nucleotide messenger RNA. RefSeq lists its product as uncharacterized. The record is from RefSeq and is a predicted model, not a curated record. The coding region runs from base 1 to 495 and encodes 164 amino acids. The transcript has 2 exons. Lineage: Eukaryota; Fungi; Ascomycota; Eurotiomycetes; Eurotiales; Aspergillaceae.